AUGGGCCAAUCCGACAGCACAAAGGACCCCCUGUUGCACUUCCUCCAAGUGCCGCUGGUGUGCAAGUACAAUGCCUCCAAGAAGACGACUAGAUUCCAGGAUAUCCCUUCUUAUUACGACCUCAAUCUGGAGCUGGCAUGUCAUCCGUUAUCGACCAAUCUCUGUCCCGAUGGAGCAGCAGCUUUUCUUCAAGAGUGGUUGUUCUUCGCCGUGCUGAAUGGCAUCUGCGAGGUUGUCGACGUCGAAUUCGACCCCAUGGACUUUGUUGUAUCAUCUGCAGCGGGACAGGCCGAGAGACUGAUUACGGGAAGACACUUCCGAAAGUACGUCUGGUUCUGGGUUGGCGGGCUGGAGCUCGGAACAUGCACCAUCGAAGGCCGACAUCAAGAGCAGCGGGAGGGCGCCACUUUCAUCCUCCAGACUCUCGAGCGAGCCUUAGAUGCAUGGAUACAGCUGUGCGAUCAUGAUCAUUUAUACAACUCAUCAACGGUGCUGAACAUGGUGUUGCUGUCCAUCGUCCAACUUGGGGCCCAUCUCAGGACUGUUCUCGGGUCCAUUCUCCAUGAACCAGGGCUCACGAGCAACGAGUCUUUUCUAAAGGGCUACCCGAUUCAGGGACGUGAGGUACUGUUCAAGCCGUUGCUGUUGAAGGCCGGAUGGUGUGUAGGUGAGGUGCCGACCCUGCUAUCUCGAUACCGACCGUAUACGCUUCUCUAUCUGAGUACGAUCAACCGACGACGUGGCCACAAAGACCAUUCUCGUUGCUCUACGAAGGGGUGCAUCGUCAAUCAGCUGGAUGGCGACACCUACAACACCGCCCAUGCACCCGCCUGCCCAGGGUUGGACUCGUGCAACAUGGUUCAUGCGCCGAUCGAAGAGGUCUGUAGGAUUCUCGAAGCCGGAGACAUUCCAUUGUUGAGCAUCUCCGCCGAGCCUCCUUCUUCUCCAGCCCCUCUUCUGGAGGUCAAGCCUUUUGUACUUGGUGGUGACAGUGACACGACUCCCGCCCGCUAUGUGGCCAUCUCUCAUGUCUGGUCCCACGGGAUGGGGAAUCCAAGGGCGAAUGCCUCGUACGCCUGCCAGAUACGCCGCAUACAGCGAGCAGCCAAUGACCUCUAUCGCUCUGACAAUGGCCCGGUUCCUGGCAAUGUACUGUUCUGGAUGGAUACUCUGUGCGUUCCGUUGGAUCCUAAACUGCGCACCCUUGCAAUCGUCCGGAUGUCGAGGACAUAUAUGCACGCCGACAAGGUGCUGGUGAUUGACAACUGGUUGGCGGAAAGCUCCUUCUCUAGCGAUGAGCCAAACAGCUUACUCUUCAAAAUCGUCCAUUCGGAUUGGAGCACUCGUCUUUGGACAUUUCAAGAGGCCGUGCUGGCCAGGGAACUCACUUUUCAGUUUGCAGACGGCGCAUUCACGACCUAUCAAAUCGAGGAUGCUGGUGCUGGACCGUCAAGCUUAGAGGAGCUUUCCGAAGUGCUCGAGGGCAUCCCAGAAGACAAGCUGCUCAGUACGAAGUGCACCUUGAACCUGCUCUGCGCAUUGGGACAGGUCGACCCGGCCAGUGUGGAUCGAAGCGCAGCUGUGAGACGAACAGCGGCAUUGCCUCCUCAGAGCGAUCCAAUCCGGGAGCUAGAUCGUCUAACAGCCAUCAACACUGAAACAGUACAUACUUCGCUAUGCAACGUUACUGAGAGAUGGUUUCCCGUCCUUGCCAGGGCGGACUGCUUCCCGGGGAACCCUCGGGAUCACCUGGUCCGUUUGAACUCUCUCGUUCGUCCGCUCCACUCGGACCCGGUCGGACUUCAUGCUUCUGGCGCAGCAGAGCUAAUCCGCGGCAUGGGGUACGACACCAUAGUGAAUCGCUCAAAGGAUCUUUCAGGGGGCGGCACCGGCACCGGACGGAAGCUCCAGGGUAUCGAGAACACACCCAGUGGACUACUCUCGUCAAUCGUCAACGGGGCCCGUCAUCGUACGACCAGCUGGAAGGAGGAUGAGACGAUAUGUCUGGGAGGAAUUACGGGUCUUGAUCUAACCCCUAUCGCGCAAAUUCGAGUUGACUGGGACCGACGGGAAGAACAAGUCCAGCCAGUCUCUGAAGAGCGCAUGAAGAUGUUCUUAUCUGCAAUCGGAAACCUCCCGGAGUCUCUUCUUUUCCUACCGUCUCAUCGGAUGGCCGCAUAUCCCUGGAGAUGGGCCCCCCCGUCUUUCUUGGGGACAGAUUACGCCCUUCCCUUUGCCGACCAUUACCGGGCUCAGUGCACGAACCAAGGGCUGCUGGUCAAUUGUGACACGAUCCAGAUCGCCUGCACCUCUGACCAGAAACAGCUGGUCCUCGAGGGCACAAAAACGAUGGACCUCCGACAACGAAUACCAAGAGGAUACACGCUUCGCGGACCUGUGGCCCCGAAUACCGGGCCUUGGAAGGACGUUCUUUUUCGGUGCCACAUCAUCGGUCAAGAUGAGUCCUGGUCAAAGUUCUUCUCGCAAUAUGAGGGUGAGCUAUAUCUCCUCAAACGAUCCUACCCACUCCGACGAGCAAAAGACGCGGACGCAGUCCUGGUCAGAUUUCUCGCAGUCAAGGAAGAUACGCGCUUUGCCCACUUCUUGGCCAAAGUCCAGCUCACUCAUCUCACAACACUGGGGCCGGGGCCGGGGCUGCAGUCAUGUGUCGAUGGCGAGCUGGAACCAACCAAGGUCAAGUGGUGUGUGGGAUGA
Messenger RNA from Capronia epimyces CBS 606.96, 2715 nucleotides. RefSeq lists its product as uncharacterized. NCBI's taxonomy places the organism in Eukaryota, Fungi, Ascomycota, Eurotiomycetes, Chaetothyriales, Herpotrichiellaceae. The record is from RefSeq and is a predicted model, not a curated record. Bases 1 to 2715 code for a protein of 904 amino acids. The transcript has a single exon.